Tupaia belangeri chinensis (Chinese tree shrew) is the source of this 1354-nucleotide messenger RNA. RefSeq names its product calsequestrin 1 (gene CASQ1). Gene Ontology annotation, molecular function: calcium ion binding. The transcript is spliced from 11 exons. NCBI's taxonomy places the organism in Eukaryota, Metazoa, Chordata, Mammalia, Scandentia, Tupaiidae. Bases 1 to 1209 code for a protein of 402 amino acids. Gene Ontology annotation, biological process: regulation of skeletal muscle contraction by regulation of release of sequestered calcium ion. The record is from RefSeq and is a predicted model, not a curated record. Gene Ontology annotation, cellular component: Z disc; sarcoplasmic reticulum lumen.
AUGCACGCUAUGGACGGACUGUGGGCCAGAGCUGUGCGGCUGACACUGCUGCUACUGCUGGUGCUAGGGACGCCUGAGCCGGGGGUCCGCGGGGAGGACGGGCUGGACUUUCCCGAGUACGACGGCGUGGACCGUGUGAUCAAUGUCAACGCGAAGAACUACAAGAAUGUGUUCAAGAAGUACGAGGUGCUGGCCCUCCUCUACCACGAGCCCCCGGAGGAUGACAAGGCCUCCCAAAGGCAGUUUGAGAUGGAGGAGCUGAUCUUGGAGUUAGCAGCCCAAGUCCUAGAAGACAAGGGUGUUGGCUUCGGGCUGGUGGACUCUGAGAAGGACGCAGCUGUGGCCAAGAAACUAGGACUGACCGAAGAGGACAGCGUCUACGUGUUCAAGGGAGAUGAGGUCAUCGAGUACGACGGCGAGUUCUCUGCGGACACCCUGGUGGAGUUUCUGCUCGAUGUCCUGGAAGACCCCGUGGAGCUGAUCGAGGGAGAGCGGGAGCUGCAGGCCUUUGAGAACAUUGAGGACGAGAUCAAGCUCAUCGGCUACUUCAAGAGCAAGGACUCAGAGCAUUACAAGGCCUUUGAGGACGCGGCCGAGGAGUUUCAUCCCUACAUCCCCUUCUUCGCCACCUUCGACAGCAAGGUGGCCAAGAAGCUGACCUUGAAGAUGAACGAGAUCGACUUCUACGAGGCCUUCAUGGAAGAGCCCGUGACCAUCCCCGACAAGCCCAACAGCGAAGAGGAGAUCGUCAGCUUCGUGGAGGAGCACAGGAGGUCUACCCUGAGGAAACUGAAGCCCGAGAGCAUGUAUGAGACCUGGGAGGACGACAUGGAUGGAAUCCACAUAGUGGCCUUUGCAGAAGAAGCUGAUCCCGAUGGCUACGAGUUCCUAGAGACUCUCAAGUCUGUGGCCCAAGAUAACACUGACAACCCUGACCUUAGCAUCAUCUGGAUCGACCCGGAUGACUUCCCCCUGCUGGUUCCAUACUGGGAGAAGACGUUUGAUAUCGACCUGUCAGCCCCACAGAUAGGAGUGGUCAAUGUUACCGAUGCGGACAGCAUAUGGAUGGAGAUGGACGAUGAGGAGGACCUGCCUUCUGCUGAGGAGCUGGAGGACUGGCUGGAGGACGUGCUGGAGGGCGAGAUCAACACAGAGGAUGACGACGAGGAGGACGAGGACGAUGAUGAUGACGACGACGACGACGACUAGUUGCUGUGGCAGUGUCUCCCAGCCCAGCCCCACCUGCUCUUCUCAUGCUCCCGCCUACCUUCCCUGUCCUUCCCGAGGUCCUCCAGUGACACCGGGUCAUUCUCUGCCGUAGGGCAACGGGGGUCUUUCUGCUGGGUGCUGACUC